CGUAGAAUGAAAUUGGAGCUGGAGGUGGAGAAUAAUAAGAUCCUCUCCAAAGCACUGCAGAUGCUGGCAGCCGAGCACCACCAGCUGGAGCAGGUGGUCGUCGAGGGCUCUGGCGGCCUCAGCGACGAUGAGUUCCACCGUGCUUGGAUCAGAUGCGGAGCUCUCAUUGAGCAGUUUUGAGACUAUGGCGAGUCAUUCCUUCAAGGACGAAGAAGGCGGCGUCAUGUUUGGCAGCAGCAGUGGCAGCAGUCGCCCCGGUGGCGAGUCGCAGGGAGAUCGCCAUGGCAACGAGCAGCAGUCACAACCCAACGGGAUCAUCGAGUAUAGGACUAGUUUACCUGCACCUAUGUUUUCAAGAAAUGACUUCAGCAUUUGGAGUAUUCUCAGAAACUGCAUCGGAAUGGAGCUCUCCAAGAUUGCCAUGCCUGUGAUCUUCAAUGAGCCGCUUAGCUUCCUGCAGCGUCUGACAGAAUACAUGGAGCACACAUACCUCAUUCAGCAGGCUAAUGCUACCAUCAAUUCCCUUGACAGGAUGAAGUGCGUAGCAGCAUUUGUGGUUUCUGCCGUAGCUUCGCAGUGGGAAAGGACAGGCAAGCCCUUCAACCCGCUGCUUGGAGAAACCUACGAACUGGUCAGGGAGGACCUUGGUUUCAGGCUCAUAUCGGAGCAGGUUAGCCACCACCCUCCAGUGAGCGCUUUUCAUGCCGAGGGUCUCCAGCAGGACUUUGUGUUCCACGGUUCCAUCUACCCCAAACUCAAGUUUUGGGGGAAGAGCAUGCAAGCCGAGCCCAAAGGCGUCCUCACGCUGGAGCUGCCCAAGCACAACGAAGCCUACACAUGGACCAAUCCCACUUGCUGUGUACACAACAUCAUAGUGGGCCAGUUGUGGAUUGAGCAGUAUGGCAGUGUGGAAGUGGUCAAUCACAAAACUGGUGAAAAAUGCUGCCUUAACUUCAAGCCGUGUGGACUUUUUGGCAAAGAACUGCACAAAGUUGAAGGCUACAUAUUGGACAAAAGCAAAAAGAAGCUGUGCGCGCUGUACGGCAAGUGGACCGAGUGUUUGUACGUCAUCGAUUCUGCUGCCCUCGAGGCCCACAGGAAAAGUGACAGGAAAGGAGCCGAAGGCAAAAAUGCCAACAGAAAGGUUGGUAACGAGGAGGAUGUUCCCUCUCAACCGCCUUGUAGCGUGGAUGUGAUUCCCGGCAGUCAACUUCUGUGGAGGAUCGCCCCCCGGCCAGCCAACUCUGCUCAGAUGUACAGCUUUACGACUUUUGCCAUGCAGUUGAAUGAGCUGAAUGAGGACAUGAAGGCCGUCCUUCCUCGUACAGACUGUAGGAUGAGGCCUGACAUUCGAGCCAUGGAAAAUGGUGACAUUGACUUGGCUAGCGAUGAGAAGAAAAGACUCGAGGAGAAGCAGCGAGCCGCCCGCAAGAAAAGCUCCAAAUUGGACGACGAGUGUAAAACAAGGUGGUUCCAGCAGGGCCCCAACCCGCACACCGGUGCUCAAGAUUGGAUCUUCACUGGCGCAUACUGGGACAGGAAGUACCCUCAUCUGCCAGACAUUUACUAGAAUUCUCCACAAGGAAUACGCAAACAUGAACUGUGGCCUUAAAUUGCUUUGACAUUCUAGAAGUGUGUGUAUAAAUGUCAGUAUCUCGAGGGAUUUUUAAACAAAUGUUCAUCAUUGUGGACUUUUACCUCGAGUGUGUGCGUGUGUGUGUGUACGCUGAUACAGGCCAUUGUAUAUUUCAAAAUUUAAUUAAAUUGCUGUUAGUACAGUAUAUAGACACGGUGAGCCGUCAAAUUUCAUUGUUAUUCUUAACUCCUUCACUGCCACUGAUGGCAGUAGAAGUCCAAUUCAUCCUCUAAACUAAAACCGAUUAGACAUCUAUCACCGUCACUGGCAGUAAAAGAGUUAACCUACUAAAAUGGUGUAUUUAUAUGCUUUAAAAAAGGCGGUGGGGACAAGGUAAUGUCUUAUGCACUGAAAAAAACUAGUCACUUUUAGGUACUAAAACUAUUAGGUACACCAUUAAAAAUUGAUACCACUUAAUAUAAGAGCUUGACUGAAAAAUGUAAAUUUGUGAUGUGUGCUUGCCAUUUGUGACACUCUUUUUUUAUUUAAAAGAAGAGUAACUUCUAAAGGGCAUGAGUUCAGUCAGAGUUUUAAUUCCAGACAACAGCUCAUUUAAAACUCAGGCUGUACAAUUCAUUGACAUAAUGGAAACCCAUGUCAUAUACAGGCAACUUGGGUAAAAUCGGUUCCAUUUGAGACUCAAAACGCUAGAGUUUUGCUUUUAUGUUUACUACGAGAUGGCAUCAUUAAUCCACUUUCAGUCAAGGGAGCACUUCAAAGUAAUCGUCUUUGUUUCCAAAACAAACAUUAAGUUUAAUAGCUUACUGUUUGCCAAGGAAGUAAAGGAAUGAGCCAUUUGUGGCAACUGAAAAAAAUUCUUUCAUUUACUGCUCUGUGUCAAGACUGUGCUGCGAGCUAAUUGGCUGCCUUGCGAUUUUUUUCAUUUUCUGCAGUUUUUCUUUUUUUUUCAUAUGCAGUAAAUUCAUUGGCGGAGUUUCACUUUCAGGGCGGGGCAACAUGUUGAUGACCCUGAAACGGAGUGUCAGCAAUAAAAUUAACUUACAAAAAUAUUUAUAAUAAUAAGUUGAAAAUGAGCCCCCCCCGCAUAAUUCUUGAGGGGAAUUCUAAAUCAGGCUGCUUAGGACAGCUAUACUUUUUGCCGAGAUCGUCAUCCAUUGAAUAUGGUAUGCCCGCCGGUGUCGUGCCAAUGUAGUUACCCUGGUCAAAAAUUGUGUCCCCUGGGCGAAGUCACUGCGCUGCACUGAUUUGCUUGGUUUCUGUGUUUUGGUUAAUUAGUUAUCUACGAGGUUUUAAAACAUCCAGCAAAAAAAAAAAAAACAUUUUUCAGUCGUAUAACGGAACAUACGUAGUGAACGUAAAAAUUGCCAAUGUUUUACUAUUUUACUGAUAGGAUGACCUAUAACUGUUAUUAUUGUAAUUCAAGUCCUGUAUGGAGUUUCUCCAGUUUAAUAAACGUCGAUGUCCAAAAUAUAGAACUGUGGUUCUUUUCUGGCUUCAAAUUAAUUGUGUAAGUCGACAUAACUAACUACACAACAUAACUGUGUGUGUGCACUCCCGCAGCCAGGUGUUACAAUUUUUGACUGGGGUAACUACAUUGGCAAGACACCGGUGGUGGCACUGUUGUACAAUUGGUGUCUUUUAGUGGGGCAAAUUGAAACUCCGUUCUUUAUUUUGGCGGUGCUCUCUGGCGUUUCAUGGUCCACAUUUUCAAUCCUUGGUUCUUGCGCAGUAGUUGUUGUCGCUUUUGAAAGCUUAGGUUUGAAAAAAUUACGUAUAUCCAUCUUGCCUCUUUGGUCCUCGGGUGUUUUUGGCGAAGCAAAGCAAAUGACCGUCUAAGGUGCUGAUCACAUGAUCUGUUCGAAAAAUAAUUGUGACCCAUUAUAGAAAUAUCUUUUUUGUUCAUUUCAUUCAUUUUUGUUGUUUGUUUUAUUGCUUUCCAAAUUUGAUAGACAAUAUUUUACCGGAAAACUCUUAAUUUUAUAAACAAAAUAUAGGAAAGUCAAUUACAUGCAAUUACACUUUUCAGCCACCAAGGGGGGGCCCCUUGGUUCCCCCCCUAAACUCUGCGUAUGAUUAAAUUUAACUCAUUUGCUGCCAUUGACGGUAAUAGCAGGGGUGAAAGUGGGCCAGAACGGUCAGGAACACAGUUCCGGUAUAAGAUUCAGGGCCGGAACGCAGUUCCUGCAUACCAGGGGUCGGGAACCUUUUUGGCUGAGAGAGCCAUGACCACCACAUAUAUUUAAAUGUAAUUCUGUGAGAGCCAUACAAUAUGUUUAAAACUAAAAAUACAAGUAAUAUGUGCAUUUUAUGUAAUUUCAACACUUUUAAAGUGCAAUAAGUCUCUGAAUUCUUUUUAAUAACUUAUAUAAAUAAUAAUAAUUAAAUUAAAUAAUAAUUAUUAAAUAAUAUUUAAAUAGUUAUUUUAAUCCACAGAUACCGUUGUACUUACGGUUUUAAACCAGCAAGGGAGAGGCGUUCGCUACGUGGCGUGCAUGUGCAAUAAAUGUUCGCAUUUUAUUAAUUUCCUUAUGAUUUAAAAAAGUCAAUAUUUGCGCGAUCUUUAAAAUAUAUUCCGUUUCACUCUGCAUAGUAUGUCAUUUGUAGUUAUUUUUCUGAAUCUAUAUGUUACUUAUAUCUUUAUGUUAAAAAAAAAAAAAACACACAACAAAAAGUAAAUGUUUACAUUAUCUUUAAUAUACAUCCUAUGUUCUUAAGUAGUUGAAAUUGAGAUUUGGCAUGUAGUAUGUGUGGAAAUGAGGGAAAAUAAAAAUUAGGAGAUGGAGGAUGGGGUUGUAGCUGUUUUAGUUUUAUUUUGCAAAUCAUUGAAAAAAUACAAUUUUUAAUGAAAAUCAGUUUUUGUAUGUGUUACAGAAAUAACUGACCAAAACAGUUGUCUUUGCAUUUCAAUAGUUUGAUAAAAUUUCUGGCUCCAUGGCGACCAUCAUGUCGGGGAGUUCCAGCAAGAAAUUCUAACCACUUUCACCCCUGGGUAAUAGACGUCCAAUUCGUUUGACGUGGGAGGUUAGGCGGCGACUGAUCGAGCAAUCACUGCCACCCUUCCAGUUCAAAUGGACUGGACAUCUCCUAAUGAUAAACUCAUUUCAUUUCACAACAGAAGGAUGAAAAGAGCCAAAUGAUCGGACGGCUAUAAUCGUCAAUGGCAGUGAAAAAGCUAGUUAUACAAUAACAAUGGUACCACAAAAAAAUAUUUUUAAAUUUUUUUUGCUGGUUGUUUUACAAACUGCAUAUUUUGCAAGUGUACUUCGUAAAAUUUGAAGUGUUCUGUGUGGGAUUUUUUUCUCCUCUGCCUGCAUACUGAUUGCACUCCAUUUUUCAGUGUACGGGACACGAGUUGACGUCCACCGCGCCGAUAACUGUUACUGCCUGUGUCUCAAAUGCAAUGUUCCCGCCAUUAAUAUUCACGUCUCUUAAGCAGCCUAUGUACGGUGAUGUCACAGGUGCCCUGCUUGACUCCGUUGCCCCUGUCGGGGGAAAAAUAUAAAGUAAAAAUCAAGGUCAUUUGCUCUUUUUUAAAGAACUGUUAGUGUGAUUUCUCACCUCCAAUGUAAAGUAAUGUCCGCGUCAUAGCGGAGGGAAUGGAUGCGACGGUUCUUGCCCUCCUUUGAGACAGCGCAUCCACCAUUAGUGUGAGAUAUUUUUGUUCUUUGGAUACUGCGCACAAAUGAAUGUCACUUUGAGUGGGGUGGUCAUUAUAGUGCCUGACCUUUUAAAUAAAAAAUGUCUUUGAUGAUGUCAAUGGAAUGUGAAUACAGCAGUAGCAGUACUUUGACUUACAGGUUUUAAUUUUGCUAUGUGAGCGCAAGCUGCACUUUACUGGAAUAGGUAUACCAAAUCUGUUUUACCAUAUGAACUGAAUUGGCAUUAAUCUGUUCCAACCCAUCCAACUAAC
Molecule: messenger RNA, 5507 nt
Organism: Corythoichthys intestinalis (scribbled pipefish)
Lineage: Eukaryota; Metazoa; Chordata; Actinopteri; Syngnathiformes; Syngnathidae
Product: oxysterol-binding protein-related protein 1-like
Exons: 13
Coding region: 128-1570 (480 amino acids)
Cellular component (GO): perinuclear endoplasmic reticulum; cytosol; plasma membrane
Molecular function (GO): cholesterol binding
Source: RefSeq, a predicted model, not a curated record